GGCGCAAAAUGCAGCCCGUAUAACCAGGCGACCCACGCAUCCAAAACCGGGCGCGGCCCACUCUCGGGAGGCUUUAUCUUUGCCCACUCCUGCACUUCCCCACCGCAGCUCAUCUCUCGUCCACUCCAAACCCUAGCCUCCUCCUCCUCUCGCCGCCGCCGCCGACGCCGACGCCGCCGCAGCCGCCAUGUCAGGGAGGAAGAAGACCCGCGAGCCCAAGGAGGAGAACGUGACGCUCGGCCCCGCCGUCCGCGAGGGGGAGCACGUCUUCGGCGUCGCGCACAUCUUCGCCUCCUUCAACGACACCUUCAUCCAUGUCACGGAUCUGUCCGGGAGGGAGACGCUCGUCCGCAUCACCGGUGGCAUGAAGGUCAAAGCUGAUCGUGAUGAAUCAUCCCCUUAUGCAGCUAUGCUUGCAUCUCAGGAUGUUGCUGUAAGAUGCAAGGAGCUUGGAAUUACUGCUCUGCACAUUAAGCUCCGUGCUACUGGUGGAAACAAGACAAAAACUCCAGGUCCUGGUGCUCAAGCUGCGCUUAGAGCUCUUGCACGUUCUGGCAUGAAGAUUGGACGCAUUGAGGAUGUUACCCCGGUCCCAACUGACAGCACCCGCCGGAAGGGUGGUAGAAGAGGAAGGAGGCUGUAAUUCCAUGCUCGUUCAAGGAUGGAACAAUAC
Triticum aestivum (bread wheat) is the source of this 673-nucleotide messenger RNA. Its product is annotated as 40S ribosomal protein S14. Gene Ontology annotation, biological process: translation. The record is from RefSeq and is a predicted model, not a curated record. Gene Ontology annotation, cellular component: ribosome. The transcript is spliced from 6 exons. Gene Ontology annotation, molecular function: structural constituent of ribosome. NCBI's taxonomy places the organism in Eukaryota, Viridiplantae, Streptophyta, Magnoliopsida, Poales, Poaceae. The coding region runs from base 188 to 643 and encodes 151 amino acids.